Messenger RNA from Nicrophorus vespilloides, 637 nucleotides. It is a transcript of the gene PIG-P, whose product is annotated as phosphatidylinositol N-acetylglucosaminyltransferase subunit P. NCBI's taxonomy places the organism in Eukaryota, Metazoa, Arthropoda, Insecta, Coleoptera, Silphidae. The transcript has a single exon. The coding region runs from base 23 to 496 and encodes 157 amino acids. The record is from RefSeq and is a predicted model, not a curated record.
AAGAAUAUACACACUUUUAAAAAUGCCUGAACACACACCUGCACCAACACAGAGCAGAGCCGUUUAUGGCUUUGCAUUACAUUUAAUAUUGAGAGCAUUAUUCUUCUUAUAUACAUUAUGGGCCAUGAUUCCAGAUGAAUACUUUAUUUCCAUAGGCAUUACAUACUUACCAAACAGAUAUUGGGCUGUAACAAUUCCAAUAUUCCUUUUAUCAGGGUUAGCAACAUUUGCAUUUAUAGUAUACCCAAGUUUUGGAUUAUACAUUACACCAAAUUUGAAUGAUGAAAGAACAAUCAUGGAUUCUGCAUCAAUAACAAAAAAAAGUAAGAGAAAUGCCCACCCUGAGCAAGGUCAGUUUAAAUGCAUCUGCAAGAAUCCUUGUAAAUGUGAAAAGAAAAUAUUUGACCAAAUAGAAGAAAAUGACUUUAUUGAAAACGCUAUACCAACAGUUCAAGAUAUAAAUAUGCUAGAGGUAUCUGAGCACUUGUAUCUCUGAUCACAUAUUUAAACAAAAUAUUGAGGUUUCUUCACAGUUAUACCAAAUUCAGCCAAAGCCGGUGUCAAAUCUUCCAUUGUUAAACAAUAUCUUCUAUCCUUAGUUCCCUUGGAAUUCUAAAAAUAAUAUUUAUUUAAUGUA